CUUGGAUGGUUAGUUAGGGUUAAUGGUUUUGAAUAUUGCAGCCAAACCCGACACAACGAGACAACUUCGCGCAAAAGCUGUCUGUCUGCGUAGACAAACACUGACAAAGAUAGAUCUAUGAUAGAUAGCUACUAGUAGUUAGAUAGCCACCAUGGAACGAAUUGAAGCCGAAGCAACUCCCUCAGAAGACUGGCUACAGUCCUUCAAUGCCACUUGCAAUCGAUUAUCUACGCAAUACCUGAGUAUCCUUCGAGCCGCAUCCACAGUGACGGCGUUGGAACAAGGACGGCAAACCGAUCCUCGAUCGGGAGGACACAUGCCCACAGCACAAGAUCCACCUCCUCCGGCAUUGGCGGCAGAUGUCACCAUGAGCUCGGUGCAAUGUCAACUAGCGACAGAGAAUAUAUGUGUGGCCACAUCGCAACUACUCAGUCUCAUUCGGACAUUGCGUCUCUCCCUGUUGUUGAUGGAUCAAGAAAUGAUGGACGCCGAAGAAGAAUGGCAAGUACUAGAAGCACAAGCCAGGACGCAGGCGGCCCAACGAGAAGCAGUGGCAUUGGAACAAGAGUUGAUUGCGCUGCGGAAUAGUCAGUUGCAAUAGAAACAACAUGAAAAAAGAACAAGAACAAACCCGACUAUUUACUGUGGUACAGACAAACAUAUGCAUAAAUGAUCCAAGAGGCCAAAACCAACGGAUAAUCAAUCAGCACUACAGAUAGCCACCUCAGCAGUAGAACUCCAAAGUUUUGCAAAUCUAACGAGAGGGUAAUCUUAUUCCUUUUACAUGAAAAAAUUUGACAAAAAUUUGAUGACGAAUGGUGGGU
This is a messenger RNA of Seminavis robusta, 824 nucleotides long. Lineage: Eukaryota; Bacillariophyta; Bacillariophyceae; Naviculales; Naviculaceae. The record is from the annotation of a GenBank genome assembly.